Molecule: messenger RNA, 1666 nt
Organism: Vespa crabro (European hornet)
Lineage: Eukaryota; Metazoa; Arthropoda; Insecta; Hymenoptera; Vespidae
Gene: TBC1d7
Product: TBC1 domain family member 7
Exons: 5
Coding region: 244-1167 (307 amino acids)
Biological process (GO): negative regulation of TOR signaling; activation of GTPase activity
Molecular function (GO): GTPase activator activity
Source: RefSeq, a predicted model, not a curated record
UUUGCUCGUGAGCGUGUAUAACACGAUCAGCUGAUAGCAUAUGUUAUACGGUUAUAAUCUUGAAUACUACUUUGUUAUAAAUUAGUUUAAUUAUUACUUGUAUAGUUUAUUAAGAAUGUAAAAGUAUGGCUGAUUUUUAAUAUAUGUGAAUUAAAAUAUGUAAAUGGUCAACGAUUAUUAUAGACUUCAUAAAUGAAAUGUUUUUUUAACAAUACUUUAUAAAAAAUUUUAAUUAUUAACAAAAUGACAGAUGAACGAAAUUUUCGAUCCUCUUAUUAUGAGAAGGUAGGAUUUCGCAGUGUGGAAGAAAAAAAGUCAUUGGAGAUAUUGUUAAAAGAACAUCCAUUUGAUAAAAUGAAACUCAAACAGUUCUGUUUAAGAUUCACUGUCCCUGCUAUGUAUAGAAAUUUAAUAUGGAAAAUAUUACUUGACGUUAUACCUGUUUAUAUAGAAAGCCAUGAAUUUAUAAUGAAACAACGUAAAGCAGAAUUUGAAGAUUUACAGAAAGCACUCAAAGUAACAAAGUUUAUGGAAUACAAUGCAAAACCACAUUUAAUGCUUCUUACAAUGUGGCUUUUACGAACAAGACGAACAAAAAUAGAUAUGAGUACUCAAUUGGAAUCAUCUUUAUAUAGGGCAAUGAGCAGAAUGGCUGAGGCGCUCUGGCAUAUAAUAGAUACGGAUUCUGGACAAGAUAAAUUAGUAGAUGUAUAUUGGAUACUAUGUGGACUUUUGAAUCAGGUACAAAAAUUUCAUGCAGAAGUUGGUAGAUUACAAGAAUGUACAUGUACAUUAUUAGAAAGAGAAGAUCCAGAAUUAUCUAAACAUCUGGCCAGAAUUGAAGCUCUUCAUAAUCUUCCAUUUGAUAUGUGGUUUUACUCGUGUUUUGCAGGCACAAUAUGUAAUGGAUCAAUAGCCAAGAUAUGGGACAAAAUAACUGUAGGAGCAUAUAAAAUUUUGGUGUUUGUGGCUGUGAUUAUGUUAACCACUCUUAGGCGUUUUCUAUUGCGCACUGACACUAUAGAUAGUGUGUUGAAUACAAUCAAUAAUAUAACUGAAAAAACGUCUGAAUUAAUAGUAAAUAAAGCAAUAGAAUCUUGGCAGCAAAGUGGUUCUACACUAACAUCUAUUUCACAAAAUACAGUGAAUAUAACACAGAGUACAUAAUAUGAGGAACUAUAUUCUACAAAUCUGUAAAACAUGAGAAAAUAAUUAAAAAAAAAAAAUAAUAAUAAUAAAAAAAAAAAAAAAAAAGAAAAACCAUGAAAAAAGAGCUAUUCUCUUAGGCAUACCUUCUUUUAUCUUAAAAAUAUUUACUUUUUUUUAUUAGCGCACCCAUCAUACAUUGUACAUAUACAAUUACUUAACUCAGCAAAGAGUCAAGCCAUGACAUUAGUACCUACUUAUAUUUAACAUUAUAUUCUUUCUAUUCAUCUCAUGAUGUUUUGCUGUAUGAUACAAUUGUAUAUAUGUACUCCAGUGAAUAAGAGCAUGUUACUAAAGGAUUUCUAGGAAUUAACACAACAACAGUGUACAUUUGUGUCUGUACUAUUUAUACUUGCAUUCUCCAAGAAAUCUGCUGCUCAAUUUUAAUAUUAAUAUAGAACAAUUUUAUAUUUUGCAAAAGCUUUCCUUAUAUAUAUAUAUAUAUAUAUAUAUAUAUAUA